Molecule: messenger RNA, 1608 nt
Organism: Hirsutella rhossiliensis
Lineage: Eukaryota; Fungi; Ascomycota; Sordariomycetes; Hypocreales; Ophiocordycipitaceae
Product: reverse transcriptase (RNA-dependent DNA polymerase) domain-containing protein
Exons: 4
Coding region: 1-1608 (535 amino acids)
Source: RefSeq, a predicted model, not a curated record
AUGAACGAUCAUCUUAAAAGUCGCAUCACGCCCGCUCCGUCCCUCGAAGGUACUGCUUUCGGUUGCCGUGAAGCUCAACGCUUUACGAAGAUCGAUGUGAUCCAGGCCUUCCACCGUCUCCUCCUCCCGUUCGGUCUGAAGGUAGGUCCCGCCUGGUUCCAGCAGUUUAUCAACGCGCAGCUUCACGAUCUCCUCGACCGGUGCGCCAGCGCCUACGCAGAUGACGUCCUGAUCUACUCGGAUAAAGAAGAAGACCACUGGAAAGACUGUCAAGAAGUGAUCUGGCGACUCCAUCAGGCCAACCUCCAGGGAGACAUCAAGAAGUCUAGAUUUAACGUGACCAAGGUUGACUACCUCGGCGUUCUGCUUGAAGCCGGUGUGGGCCUUAGUGUCGACCCUCGGAAAGUUCGAUCGAUACAAGACUGGAAGUUUGAAGACCUCCGAGACCGCACCGCGAUCCGAUCAUUCGUUGGCCUAUGCAACUUCAUCCGUGUUUUCUGCUACCACGCCUCGGGAGUGGCAGAACCCUUGAACCGGUUGCUUAAGAAGGAUGUUGCCUUUGUGAUGGGCCCGGAGCAACGCGAAGCAUUUGAUCAACUCAAGCGCCUGGCUAUCGAAGCCCCGGUCCUCGCCUUCUUUAGACCAGAACUGCCGACCCGACUGGAGACCGAUGCCUCCCGGAAUGCCACAGCUGGUGUUCUAUGGCAGGAACAGCCUGAUCAGACCUGGAAGCCCAGUCUAGAGCACUUCUACCCAGAGCUCUUAGGCCAGAAGUUCGAUGUGAUCACCGACCACGAAGCCUUAGUCCAUUUCUCUACGAAGCGCCUGCUCUCGGUACGACAGAUCAGAUGGUCCGACUUUCUCGCCCAGUUCGACAUCCGUUUCCUCUACCGCCCCGGUCGACUGAACGUAGUCGCCGAUGCCCUCUCAGGAAGACAGCCGAGCUUCCUACCGCUUCGCGACCGACUCUCUAGACCCUACGGCCGCCGGCCACCUGCCCCUCAGAACUUUAGUCCCGAACCUAAGCCUACUAGACCAUUAGUUCUGAGGGCCACGGGUGCCCUACAGACCCCAGAAGACCAAGGGAUACAGCAGACGCCCGAUCAAGACCGCCCAGAACUAGACCCGAACUCGGUCCCGAAGGGAGCCGAACUCGUUUCGUUGAUCCGCCAAGAGAACCUCCUCCAAGACCUCGGCACCCAUGGAACACACCUGAUCGUACCAGCCCAGACCUCAGACAAGCAGACGUUUCUUCAGACCGCGCUCAUUCGCGAAGCCCACGAGCCCCAGAUCUUCGCUCACGCCGGACAGAACAAGGUGAUCAAGCUGCUCCAACGAGACUUCUACUGGCCAAGGAUGAAGGAGGAUAUCCGUCGUUAUAUUCGGAACUGCCACGACUGCCGCCGCAACAAAACCCCUCGAGACAAGACCCCUGGACUGCUCCAUCCACUGCCCGUGCCGACUUCUGUUUGGGAGCACGUCGAAUGUGACGGGAAGGAUAUGCCGAAAGACCGUUACGGAUAUGACUAUGUUUGGACCUUCGUCUGCAAGCUAAGCCGGAUUAUCGCCACGCUCCCAGGAAAGAAAACGAUACGGCAGAAGUCUUAG